ACAGAAGUUUGUUUGGCAACAAGACAGUACCCGUAUAUGAUACAGCUGUCUAAGCUGAGAUAUUGUAUAGUAGAACGGGACACUCAUUCAACUACAUGGCGACAGCACACGAGUUGACAGUGAAGAACAACGGACGAAAUGUAUUACUGAAAUUCACUGACGCCGACCUAAUUGUGGAUUAUGGAGGAGGGAUUAUGGAUGACGAACAUUCCAGUCAAUGUUCAUCUGUUUCGUGUUUUUCCGGUUUUUGUCGUACGCAUAACACGCGACUCGACCAAGUGCCUUUUCGCCAGGUUAUUGGAGCCUAUUACGCCAAAGGCUCCUUGAAAGUUUCCUAUCUGACGAGGAACCACAAAAAGAACUUUGUAUUAUGUAAAUGUGAAGGUGCUGUAGAAGAGGAACAUAACACUUUUGCAAUGGACUGGGCCGACAAGUUGAUGGAUGCAGCAUAUAAAGGUGCAAAACAAAGCAAGACCUUGAAAGUUCUCGUGAAUCCACGUGGAGGAAUUGGGAAGGCAAAAUCCAUCUUCACGGAUCAAGUUGAACCCGUAUUCCUAGCUGCCGGCUGUACUCUUGAUAUCACAUAUACAGAAUAUAUAAACCACGCCUGCGAAAUCGCACAAGAACUUAAAUUGAAGUACGAUGCUGUAGUCACCGUUUCUGGAGACGGACUUAUCCACGAGGUAUUGAACGGAUUUGCUCAGCAUGAACAACCUGGCAAAGCCUUCGCUAUACCUAUAGCUCCUAUACCAGCUGGAUCUGGUAAUGCACUCUCCUUGAACCUGUUGGGCAUAGAAGAUGGCCUAGACUCUUUGGCUGCUGCCUUGAACGUUCUGAAAGGCCAUCCCAUGAAGGCUGAUCUCUUCUCAUUCAUACAGAAUGACAAGCGAAGAAUAUCAUUUAUGUCGCAAUCAAUUGGACUCGUGGCGGAUCUAGACAUAGGAACUGAUCAUCUGCGCUGGAUGGGCGACAGCCGAUUUCUCUACGGGUACCUUCGUGGAGUACUCUCGCUGAAAACAUGUCCUGUGGAGCUGUCAUUCCGGCUUGUUGAAGACGACAAGGAGAAGAUGGCUCGCUUUGCACAAGAAAAUACAGGUCAAAAGCCAUGCGACCCAUCGUCGAGUGGUGUAGACGAUCUGGAAGAGCUACCUCCCUUGCGAUAUCUAGGAGGUACUGAAGAGGGUUGGACGACGUAUGAAAAACCCUUUAUCUGGAUAUACGCCGGGAAAGGGCCGUAUGUCAGCCGGAGUCUUAUGCAAUUUCCUGUGUCGCUUCCGGAUGAUGGCUUGAUAGAUAUAGCUGUCAAAGAAGUGGUGAGUCUAUAUUCAUUUAUACUACUAAACAGCUGUUUAAAGAUGGUGAAGGACAACCGAGCUAAGCUCUUAAAGGCCUUAGAUGGCGCUGAGGACGGGGUUCCAUAUUGGAGCACCACGAACCGCUACUUCAAAGUCAGUGCUUAUAGAAUAAAACCUUUGGCAUCGAAGGGAAUUUUGGCUGUGGAUGGUGAAAAAUUCCCCUACACGGAUUUCCAAGUAGAGGUGCACCAACGGCUAGGCACUUUCCUGAGUCAAUACGGCCGCUAUAUGGUAAAUUUCAAGGUUCAGGAACCCAAGCAAGUUUUAAAAUGAAGGCUUUAACGAUGGAUUUGUUGUUUUUGUUGUUGUUGUUUCCUGACCAUUUAGCUCAAUUAUCGGAUCUCCAGAGAUACCAAGUUUGUCGAACUAACUGUAUCACUUUGUAAUUGUCACUUCAAAUAGCAGUUGACAAAUAUAAUUUGCCUAUGUCGAUAAUUUC
Molecule: messenger RNA, 1794 nt
Organism: Serpula lacrymans var. lacrymans S7.9
Lineage: Eukaryota; Fungi; Basidiomycota; Agaricomycetes; Boletales; Serpulaceae
Exons: 10
Coding region: 96-1628 (510 amino acids)
Biological process (GO): sphingosine biosynthetic process
Cellular component (GO): intracellular membrane-bounded organelle; cytoplasm; membrane
Source: RefSeq, a predicted model, not a curated record